Messenger RNA from Penicillium maclennaniae, 723 nucleotides. RefSeq names its product anticodon-binding domain-containing protein. The record is from RefSeq and is a predicted model, not a curated record. The coding region runs from base 1 to 723 and encodes 240 amino acids. The transcript has 4 exons. Lineage: Eukaryota; Fungi; Ascomycota; Eurotiomycetes; Eurotiales; Aspergillaceae.
AUGGCGGAGAACAAACGCCAGAGCGCGGGAGCGAAAGCAUCACAAUCGGGCAGCGCAACAGGCCCCAAAAUGGCCUCUGGAAUGGUGCCCUUGGAGGCUGCUUUGAGCGGUGCGAUCGGUGCUCGCGUCCGCAUCACGACCGCGGCGCCAGCUACCGCGACUAUCGAGGGCAUGCUCUUCACUGCAUGCCCCAUCACGAACCUCGUAGCUAUCAACACUUCCCCUUCGCCCUUGUCCGGUGACGCCAAACAGGCGCAGAGCGGGGAUUACCAUGUCAUUCCCAUUUCGCGCAUUCAGAACUUCCAGCUCCUCGCCCUGCCAUCCGCCUCCUCCGAGUCCCCUCAUUCACCGAUGCUCUGCCCUCCAUCCAGGCUCUCGAUGCCCCGCGAGGUCAAGGCGGUAGGCGAGGCUCUUGACCGUGAGGCGCGCCGUGGAAAGGGCGUCACUAGUGAGGCCCAGGAUAUCUUCGACGCCUUUAGUCGCACCAUGCCUGCUCACUGGCAUGGGCAGAACAUCGUUGUGGCCGAGACCGUAACUAUCGCCCCUCCUUACCGUGUUGACGACUGUCGCCCACUUGUCGAGGGCGACACCGCGGCUCUAGACCGUGUCCGCAAGGUGCUCGCGAUGGAACGCAAGAAGAUCGAGUUCCGCAAUGCUAGUGCUACCAUUGGAUCGACUAGCACUUUCGCUCGCAAUGCGGGCGACCAGCGCAAGGGUGGUUAG